Molecule: messenger RNA, 5366 nt
Organism: Polyodon spathula (Mississippi paddlefish)
Lineage: Eukaryota; Metazoa; Chordata; Actinopteri; Acipenseriformes; Polyodontidae
Gene: itga2.2
Product: integrin, alpha 2 (CD49B, alpha 2 subunit of VLA-2 receptor), tandem duplicate 2
Exons: 30
Coding region: 141-3692 (1183 amino acids)
Biological process (GO): integrin-mediated signaling pathway; cell adhesion mediated by integrin; cell-cell adhesion
Cellular component (GO): external side of plasma membrane; integrin complex
Molecular function (GO): integrin binding
Source: RefSeq, a predicted model, not a curated record
UCUCACUGAUAACAAUACUGUACACACAAGCCAACUUCACGAAUCCAAAUAAAGUUGUGUUGCGUUUAGCGAAAUGUUGGAUAGAAGAGAGUAAAGACACCAAACAAUUUGAAUGACCUGCUUUUCCCACUACUGGAGUCAUGGAUUUUAACAGUGUGCUGCAACUGCAGAUCAUCCUCGCUUGCAUUCUUCGGAUUUCAGAAGCUUUUAAUGUUGGAAUAUCAGGAGCCAAGGUAUUCACAGGACCUGCCUCUGAGCAGUUUGGGUACACAGUGCAACAGUUUACAAGUGCCAGCAGCAAAUGGUUGCUGGUUGGCUCUCCCUGGAGUGGCUACACACAGAACAGGAUGGGAGAUGUAUACAAGUGCCCAUUGCACCAAUCCAGAACCACAUGUGACAGGCUGCAUUUACAGAACAACACAACGAUCUCCACGGUGACAGAGAUAAAAAUCAGCAUGAGUCUUGGCUUGACUCUUGCUCGGAAUUCUAACAAAAAUGGAUUUAUGACGUGUGGGCCACUGUGGACACAGCAAUGUGGCAGCCAGUACUUCCCUAUUGGAAUAUGCUCUGACGUCAGCCCCUCUUUCACUUCAAUACAGAGCUUUGCUCCUGCAAUACAAAUGUGUGGGGGUCCCAUGGAUAUUGCAAUUGUGUUAGACGGCUCCAACAGUAUUUGGCCAUGGCCACCAAUCCAGUCUUUUCUAAAAAAAUUAUUGCAAGGAUUAAAUAUUGGUCCAAAUGAUGCUCAGGUUAGCGUCAUACAGUAUGCAGUGGACCCAGAUUUUGAAUUCAAAUUGAAUGACUACACAAGCAAAGAAAAGCUGAUUACUGCUGCAUCCAACAUAGACCAGAAAUUGGGGGACCAAACAAAUACCUUCAGAGCCAUUGACUUCGCCAGAUCACAUGCCUUCUCGCCAUCAAACGGUGGUCGUCCUGGUGCUGCUAAAGUGAUGGUUGUUGUGACCGAUGGAGAAUCCCAUGAUUUCUCAAUGAGAGACAACGUCAUUGGUGCUUGUGAGAAGGCUCAGAUCACCAGGUUUGGUAUUGCUGUCCUUGGCUAUUAUAUCAGAAACGACAUUGAUACUAAGAAUCUCAUUAAUGAAAUCAAGUCGAUCGCCAGCUCUCCGACAGAGCGGUACUUUUUCAAUGUAUCUGCUGAAGCAGCCCUGUCAGAGAUUGCUGGGACUCUGGGGGAGCGCAUCUUUAACAUUGAAGGAACUGGUACAGGUGGUGAAAUCCAAAUGGAAAUGUCCCAGGUUGGGUUUAGUGCCUACUACUCAAACAAAACGGAUGUAAUGAUGCUGGGGGCAGUAGGAGCCUAUGGCUGGAGUGGCACGGUCGUUCAUAAGACUGCCAGCAAAUCCGAUAUAUUCCCUGAACAAACCUUCCAAAAGACCCUGGAGGACAGGAAUCACAGCUCCUUACUGGGUUACUCAGUGACCACACUGACGAGCGAUGACUCUGAGCUGUAUGUUGCUGGAGCCCCCCGUUCCAACCAUACUGGCCAAGUGAUCACUUACUCUGUAAACAAGCAAGGCAAGCCUACAGUUGUGCAGUCACAAAGAGGAGAGCAGAUUGGUUCCUAUUUUGGUAGUGUCCUCUGCUCCGUGGAUGUUAACCAGGACUCCCGAUCGGAUGUUUUAUUGGUUGGUGCUCCAAUGUUUAUGAACGACUUCAAGAGGGAAGUUGGACGGGUCUAUAUGUUCUCAGUCACUAAGGGCAUUUUAGGACAGCGGGAGGUUCUGCAAGGCCCAUCACACUCUGAGAAUGCUCGCUUUGGAAUGGCUAUUGUUGCUGUUCCUGACCUCAAUGUAGACGGGUUCAGUGAUGUCAUAGUAGGCGCUCCUUUGGAGGAUGAGAACAGAGGUGCCAUUUACAUUUACAAUGGAGAUGAAAGAAUCAUUAGGACUGUGUAUUCCCAGAAAAUAUCUGGCUCAGAAAUCAGCCAGAAGCUGCAGUAUUUUGGAAGGUCUCUUGAUGGCAACAGGGAUUUAAAUGCAGACUCCAUUCCUGACGUGUCGGUCGGGGCGUAUGGGAAUGUAGUGCAACUCUGGUCCCGAAGUAUAGCAGAUAUAACGGUAAAGGCCACUUUUACACCAGACAAAAUCAGUAUCCUCAAUAAGAACUGUGACUUCAACGGGAGGAGGCUGUUCUGUUUUAAUGCAAGCAUCUGCUUCAAGGCUCACUUUAGGCCAAAAACAGCCACUGGACCAGUGGAGAUCCAAUACAAUGCGACGCUUGACGCUGAUCUUCAGUCCUCUAGAGUGUCUUCCAGGGGUUUGUUUACUGAAAGCAAUGACCGGCUCCUGCAGAAAAGCAUUGAAGUUGGCAACUCAGAAAUGUGCUUUAAGCAUAAGGUUUAUGUUCAGGAGGCGCCUGACUUUGUGAAUUCCAUUGGCCUGCGUGUUGACGUUGGCCUGGUGAAGCCUCAGAGCAGCCCUGUGCUGGACAUGUACAAACACAACUCCUGGGAGUUCGCUAUUCCCUUCUCUAAAGACUGCGGUGAAGAUGAGCUCUGCUUGUCUGAUAUCGUGCUGAAUGUCCAGAAGAAGAAUCUGGAUAGCAGCCCUUCACCACUCCUUGUCAGCACCAAGAACAGGAGGGUAUCAUUCGCAGUGAAGCUGGAGAACACCAUGGAAAAUGCAUAUAAUGUGAAGAUCUCUGCCAUUUACUCAAAGAAUUUAUUUUUCUCAUCUCACACCCAGCCUGCUGAUGGCACCGAGGUGAAAUGCCAAAUGGAGACAACCGAAUCUAUCUGCCAGGUUGGAUAUCCAGCUCUGAAACUAGACCAAGAGGUCUCCUUUGACAUCAACUUUGAUUUUAACUUCAACUACUUGCAGAAAGAGGCUUAUGUAAACUUCCAGGCUCUCAGCGACAGCACAGAAGAGACACCUGCAAACAAUGUUGUCAGCAUCUCAUUUCCUGUUCAGUAUGACUCUGAAAUUAUUUUAACAAGAGAUACAAGCUUGAAUUUCUAUGAGAUAAACCGGGACCUUCUUGUUAAAACCACAGUGAACAGCUAUGAAGACAUUGGUCCUGAAUUCAACUUCACACUGAAGGUUACCACUGGGAGCUUCCCUGUCCACAUGGCCUACCUAACGAUUGCUCUUCCAGUGUCAACCAAAGCCAAUAACCCACUGCUGUACCUCACAGGUGUCAAUACAGAGAUGGCCCGAGAUGUGAGUUGUGAGACAAGCAGCCUGCUGAACCCACUGGAGAUCGGAAAGAGGCCUUACUCUGCCUCCUUCUCCAAGGAGAGGCUCACUGGGAUCAAGGAGCUGGACUGUAACACUGCAACUUGUCAGCACAUCAAAUGCUGGUUCAAAGACUUGGAACCAAGAAGUAAUUAUCUAUUGAAUAUCACAACAAGAAUCUGGAAUGGAAGCUUCACUACUUCAACAUUUCAGUCUAUAAAGCUCACAGCAAGCGUAGAAAUGGAUACGUCAGAGCCUGAACUACUGAUUAUCUUGGACAAAAAGCUACCAGUAGAAAUUACGAUUAGCAAACCUGUUGAGAAAGGAGAGGUGCCAGUGGGGGUGAUCGUAGGCAGUAUAAUUGGAGGGCUCAUCUUACUGGCUGCUCUGGUUGCUCUCUUGUGGAAGCUUGGCUUCUUCAAAAGGAAGUACGAGCAGCUGAUGAAGAGCGGCGAUGACGAUGGAGAGGUUGAUGCCCUGCAGGACGAGACUUCAUGAGCGCAACCGGCCCGGGCACUCUGAACAGUGGAACUGCAGCUUUCUAUAUACGCUUUCAUGUUGGGGACCAAAGGGAAUGUUAUUAAUGGCAAUCUCUGUAACGGCACCACUGCAGAUUCAUUGUACAGGAACAGGUGCUGCAAAGAUUAAAACUGGCCAUUGGGUUCAGGUAGCGGGAAGAUAUGCAGCAGUAGUGCUGUGAUAGUGAGUGGAUAUCUGCAACAUUCCAGGAAAAUCACAUUUACAUUUAAAAAGAACAGCUUUCAUACCCAGUGUUGGUCUUCCCUUCAUAAAGUAACAUUCCAUUCACAUUAGUUCAGACAGCAGCUAUAAAACGUGUGCUGACAUGCAGUCAUUUACAAAUUGUUACAAUUUCAGCAGUCUUACAUUUUAGUGUCUCCUUAACGACCAGAUCAGAUUUAAUACAUUGGGCCGCUAGGCCUUUGGGUUGCUGACUAGAUUCUGCUGAAAUGCCCAGUUACAGAAUCAUCUGCACUAUUGCAUGUUAACUUUGUUUAUCCAAGUAUCUGGUUUAACCCUAAAGAUACACAAGGAAUUGAGCCGUUAUUGAAACUGCUGCUUUUUAAAAUACAUUUGAGAAAGUGACUCAAGUAUCACGAGGAGGAAACACAAUUUGGAUGAGCAGAUCCAACCUCUCAGCAAAUGUGAAACCCUUUUUCGUGCACCUCAUUGCAGAAAUAAGAAAGUUAGCAUGUUUUUUUAUUAUUAUUUUGGCGGGACACGUGUGUCCCUUGUACCUCAACAGAUUCAGUAAAGCAUGCUUUCACAUGUUUGAAUUCUCAGUUAUCAUUAUCAUUGAGGUGUUAAUGCAGCUGCCAAUCAGUACACCAAACCACUACCAAUUCACCACUGGAGACGAGUUCUGUUUAUAGGGGAGAAGCAGCAAAAACAAGAGGAUGCAGGAUUUUCCUCUGUGUGCUUAUUUUAUCAUCACACGUCAUCUUUUAUAUUGUGCUUAAUAUCAAAAGAACCCUGAAUUUUUGUGUCCCAACUUGAGAUAAAGAGAAUGUAACAGCACUGAAUAUUUUGAGUUUGAGUUAAACUCACUUGAAAAGCCUUACAGAACAUAAUUAUGAAUGAAUUAUGAAUUAUAAAAAACAUUUUAGGAGUACAAUACACCAUUCGUUUUCACUUUUGAAAGAUUGCAGUUAUCUGUAAAGCGCUUUGUGAUAGUGGUCCACUACGAAAGGCACUAUAUAAAAAUAAAGAUAUUAUUGUUAUUGUAUUAUCCAUCAGCUAGUAAAACAAGACUCUUGCUUCCUGUUACAUGCAAAGGAAACCACACCAGGUGUCCAUGAUACAGAUUCAAGGAUAAUUCUAAUAGGAUCCUGUGUCCAAGGUUAUUGUUAAGGUUAGGCUACAUUAAUUUACUUUGAGGAAAACUUCUCAAAUAUUGUUCACUAACAGCAUCUGACUGCAUGUAUUAUGCUUUGGAACGGUACAGAGAUCUGCUUUGUAUUUCUUGUUGAAUAUAUUUUUGCUGGUGUAUUACUAAUGUACACAAAUGUUAUCAUGUAUAAAACCUACACAGAAAUGCCAGGCUUGUUCUUGGAGAGCAUUAGUGCCUCCAGUGUCAUGUAUCUGAAACAAAAAUGUGUACAUUUGUGUUUUGUUUCCAUUCCACUGUAAUGUAUGCACAGUUGUGGCCAAAAG